AUGGCUUCUUCGUCAUUCAGAUCCUCAAAGUGGGACCCUGUUCUCAUCAUAGCUCAGAUUGCAGCACUACAGUCGCUUUGUUACGUCGUAUACAGCGUCAUCCUCCUUAUCGCACUCACACUCAAUGGUUCAAGCGCAUCGCUAGACCUUAUUUUCAACUACAAGGAAAUCCGAACCGACACUGGCUUUGGAUGGUCUUUGAUCAUUGUAUGGCUUGUCAACGCGUGUCUCAGUAUACCCAUUCUCAUGGUUAUUGUCCAACGAGCAAGACAGAUUCUGGAUUAUGUGCUCACCUUUCAUUUCUUUCAUCUGCUAUUUGUAUGGUAUGUAUCGCAACACUUUCCUUCGAGCAUAUCGUGGUGGUUGCUACAGUUAGUGAAUGUAGUCAUCAUGACAUUUGGUGGUGAAUGGGCCUGCAUGCAUCGAGAAAUGAAACCCAUCAUGAUAUCCAGCGGUAAUAAGAAAUCCACUACAAAUUCAAACCAAUCCAAGCAACCACAGCAACAGCAGCAACAACAACAGGCAGAAGAGGAGGAAGAGGGAUUAAUCAGUCAGCAAAGAGGCUCCUCUAGCAAAUUAAAGAGAAAAUCAUCGGACGCAGAACCCAAGGAGGACCUAGAUAUGACAGAUGAAGGUGCUUUACUAGCGGCUGUCGGUAAAGCUAAGAAGGCUCUCUUGCUCAGUGCGGGUCGAUCCAAACGAAAUGGAAAGCAAAAAUACGAUCAAAUACCCAUGAAGGACAUGGAUAACGAAGACAACAAUAGCACUAGUAGUAACAGUCGUCCAUAG
Molecule: messenger RNA, 789 nt
Organism: Mucor velutinosus
Lineage: Eukaryota; Fungi; Mucoromycota; Mucoromycetes; Mucorales; Mucoraceae
Exons: 2
Coding region: 1-789 (262 amino acids)
Biological process (GO): Golgi to plasma membrane protein transport; Golgi to endosome transport; protein localization to Golgi apparatus
Cellular component (GO): trans-Golgi network; Golgi membrane
Source: RefSeq, a predicted model, not a curated record